Messenger RNA from Daucus carota subsp. sativus, 2154 nucleotides. RefSeq names its product lysophospholipid acyltransferase LPEAT2. The transcript has 14 exons. Bases 168 to 1823 code for a protein of 551 amino acids. The record is from RefSeq and is a predicted model, not a curated record. Gene Ontology annotation, molecular function: lysophosphatidylethanolamine acyltransferase activity; calcium ion binding. NCBI's taxonomy places the organism in Eukaryota, Viridiplantae, Streptophyta, Magnoliopsida, Apiales, Apiaceae. Gene Ontology annotation, biological process: phospholipid metabolic process.
AUUUAUUGAUACCAUAAAACAAAAGACGGCCCAACUCUGACUAGACUCUCCACCCCGAAAAGCUCGCACACAGUCUCUCCGCAAAUCUCUACAAAAAUCUCCAUAUCUCUCUCCACACCACAAUUCUGGAAUCUACUUCUCCGGUUGACUUUAUUCAUCUCAAUUCAAUGGAAGAUCAAGAUCUCUCCGCCCCUCUCGUUGAGCCUGAGCCCCAGGUGAUCCUCACCGUCCAUGAUGAUGAUGAUCAACGACCCUUUUCAAAUCAAGUUCCGGAACACCAAGAUAAUCAACUGGGUCAUCAUCAUUUUCAAAAUCUUGACGACCCUUUUGAGUUUCUUGGAUCGUCGUCCGGGUUUGAGGUGCCUGUGUCCACUACUAUCGAUCCGUUUAGGAACCAUACGUUGGAAAUUGAAGGGGUUUAUGAGUGGGUUAAGAUUGUGAUUUGUUUGCCUAUUGCUGUGUUGAGGCUUGUGUUGUUUGCGAUUUGUAUGAUGAUUGGCUUUGUGGCUACUAAGCUUGCUCUUUUUGGGUGGAAGGAUAGAGAUAAUCCAAUGCCUAAAUGGAGGUGUAGAUUAAUGUGGGUUACCCGAUUAGUCACCCGGGGUAUCCUUUUUUCUUUUGGCUAUCAAUGGAUAAAACGAAAAGGAAAACCUGCUCCAAGGGAGAUUGCUCCCAUAAUUGUUUCUAACCAUGUGUCAUAUAUCGAUCCUAUUUUUUAUUUUUAUGAAUUUUUCCCCACCAUUGUUGCAAGUGAUUCCCAUGAUUCAAUGCCCUUUGUUGGAACCAUCAUCAGGGCUAUGCAGGUGAUAUAUGUUAACAGGUUUACUCCAUCAUCAAGGAAGCAUGCUAUCAGUGAGAUAAAGAGAAAGGCUGGUUGCAAUAGAUUUCCUCGUGUUCUUUUAUUUCCGGAAGGAACCACAACAAAUGGAAGAUCACUCAUCUCAUUCCAACUUGGUGCAUUUAUUCCUGGUUAUGCUAUCCAGCCUGUUGUUGUCCGUUACCCCCAUGUACACUUUGAUCAAUCUUGGGGAAAUAUAUCACUGGCUAAGCUCAUGUUUAGAAUGAUAACUCAGUUUCACAAUUUCAUGGAGAUUGAGUUCCUACCUGUUGUACUGCCCUUGGAAAAUCAGAAGGAAAAUGCUGUGCGUUUUGCUGAAAAGACAGCUCAUGCUAUGUGUAGUGCUCUCAAUGUCGUGCAAACAUCUCAUGCUUUCGGGGAUGUGAUGCUUCUUGCUAAGGCACUGGAAUCUAAGAAGGAGAACCCGUCACUUUAUAUGGUGGAAAUGGCCAGUGUGGAAACGUUGUACCAUAUAAGCUCUUUCGAAGCUGUGCAAUUUUUGGAAAUAUUUCUUUCGAUGAACCCAGACAGCAGUGGGCACAUCGGAAUUGAUGACUUUUUAAGGGUUAUGAGGUUAAAGCAUUGUUGCCAGUCUGAGAAGAUGUUUCGAUUCCUUGAUGCGAAAAACACAGGUCGGAUAACAUUUAAGCAGUUUUUGGUUGGGUCGUCACAUAUCCUGAAGCAACCAUUGUUUCGACGAGCCUGUGAAGUAGCAUUCACUAUAUGUGACGCUAAUGUAAAUCAUUACAUUACACAACAAGAAUUGGGAGUUGCCGUUUUGCCUGCAAUCCCGGACAUAAACGAGGAUGAGACCCAAGAAGUAUUCAAAUUGUUUGACAAAGAUAAUGACGGGAAGAUCAGCAAGGACGAUUUCAUGACCUGUCUACGAAGAAACCCGCUUCUUAUCUCACUUUUCUCAUGCCAGUUAUCACAAAUAGACUUGACCUCUGAAGUUGCUGAUAAGAGCAUUGAAGAGAUGGUUUGAUGGAUGAACUCUGUUUGCCGAUCAUUUUUGAAAGUAGUCCAGUCUUGUUAAAUCGACCUCCCUUGUAUACAAAAUUAGUGGAGGUUGCGAUGAUUUCCCAUUACAUCGCUUGGGGACUAUAUACUUCUUCUUUGUUCCUUUCCUUUAUCUGGAAUGAGGAAGUGAUCACUUAUGUAACAUAUUGGAUUGCAGUUGCUAGUUUUUGUACUGUUUACCUGAUAUCAUUUUGUUAUUGUGAAAUACAAAUAUAUUUCCAUUCAUAUCCAAAGGGUGGUGGAAUGGAACUUAUUUUGUUUUAAUAUUUAAAGCUUGGAAGUUGGUUUUUGGCGAA